GCUUUCCCGGCCCAGAGCCCUCUGGGUCCGGGAUCCGCAGACCUAGGGCCAGCGACGCUUGCGCUUUUCGUUCCGCCGCCUGCCCGAUGGACGACCCUCUCGGGAAGCCCCUCAGCUGUGAAGAGAAGGAAAAGUUGAAGGAAAAAUUAGCAUUCUUGAAAAGGGAAUACAGCAAGACACUAGCCCGCCUUCAGCGGUCCCAAAGAGCUGAAAAGGUUAAGAGUACUAUUAAGAAAACAGUAGAACAAGAUUGCUUGCCCCAGCAGGAAAUCUCACCACAGAUAAACCACUCAGAACCUAAAAGCAAAGUAUCUCAUUAUGGCAAGUUACAAUUCAACACCCAUCUUGAUGAGGAAACCAGAAAAAAGACAUCUGUCACACAUGAUGUUGACCCUGGGUCUUUUAACCCUGGAGAUGGCCCAGAAGGAUUACUUACACAAAGAACCGAUGAUAUCCAAGAACAUUUUCCCCAAAGGGUCAGUGGCCCUGAUAAUAAGCAAAGUCAGACUAAAAUUCCAGAGAGGAGAAAAAAGCAGAAGAAAACAUUUAUUUCACAAGAGGGAGAAUGUGUCUUUGACACUGAUUCACUCAUACUCUCUGAAAAAAGACUAAAGAGAGAAAACAGUAGCAAAACUCCUAACCCACCAGUAACUAAAAUAAGAACUCUCUCAAGUCCUCCCAAGUCUGAACUUCCAGAUUGUGCAGCACAAGUGACAGAAAGUGAUGGAAAGGGUGAAUUGAUUCUACCCACUGCCACACCAGAAAGAAGUGUUGAUACCCUUUUAAAAGGAACUAAUUUCCCCAGGGAGACUACAGUUUCUUUGCAUACUUCAUCAUAUAGCAGUAAUAGUCAGUACCUGGAACAUAUGCCUCCUAAAGGUAACUGUGAACUUAUUACUCAGGGGUUAAAAAACAUUAGCCUUGCUUCAUCUGUAAACGUGAAGGCACGCAGCAAAACAGUGACUGUAUUUACAGAUAACCUAGUAGUAAAUAAAGCUAUAAAUGCAGAUGGCCAGCUAUCUGUAAGUCUUAAUUCAGAGGCGGAUAAUGCAUGUUCUAUAAAUGAAGUUACUUACAAUAACUUACCAGGAAACAAAGACCAAAACUUAAAAGAACAGAAUCACAUAGAGAAAUCUUUACAAUCUCCCAGUGAUGCUCUUAGUGGUAGAAAUGAAUGUUACCAGGAAAAUGAGAAUCUGAAUCAAUCUAAGAGUCUUAUCCUAGAAGCAGUCUCUCCUGCUUCUACAGAAAAUCAAAUGCAUUCUUGCACAAUGCUUGAUGGGCUUCUGUUUCCUGCAGAAUAUUAUAUUAGAACAACACGACGUAUGUCAAAUUGCCAGAGAAAAGUAGCCCUGGAGGCUGUAAUUCAAAGUCAUUUGGGUGUCAGGAAAAAAGGGUCUAAAAGUAAGGAAGCAAAUAAAAACUUAAACCUUUCCAAUGAGAAAACUGACCAAAGUAAAAUUAGGAUGUCUGACACACGCGCAGAACAGCCAAGUUCAAGGAAUCCUCAGAAACGUCUCUCAAAAGCUGAAGUCAACUCUCCCACUGGAUCCACUGAAGAUAAUGACUUUUCUAGGAAGGCAGUCACCCAGCUAUUUGGUAGAAGACACAGAGGAAAAAGAAAAUCAAUGUAUAUCCCAGCAUUAGAUCAUCAUGAGCGACUUUUGCCAGCUUCUAGCAUGUUGGGUAUUAACAGUUCUCAGAAAGAAGUCAUCUUGCACAAAUAUCAGAAUAAAACAGGGAUUAUUUAUGGGAAAGAAGGUUAUCAUCAAAAACAGAACUUGUCUGCCAGCGAUAAUGCUUAUUUAGCUUUGGAUGAUGAUGCUGUCAAUACCCCUUUUCAUAAAAAAAAAAUUCUGAGUUUAAAGCCAUUAUCAUCUUUCCUCGGUAUCAUAGACUUUCAGUUACCUGAUGAAGACUUUGGGCCUCUUAAGCUUGAAAAAUUGAAGUCUUGCUCAAAAAACCCAAUUACACCAUUGGAAUCAAAUAUUUAUAAAAAGAGGCAUCUUGAGGAAAAUUGUAUUGCAGAGGAACAGGUUCCUAAACAAGUAGAUACAGAAAAGGAGGACUUAGAAGAGGAACUUAUUAUUUUGCCAAGAAAAUCAGAUUCUAAACUGUCAGACCUAAAAAAUAAGCCUACAAAGAAGGACCUUUCUUCAUCUAUGUUACUUUUUACUCCCUUGAACACUGUUACACCUGAUGAGAAUGACAGACUUACUGCAGACGUGUGUUCACCUGCUUUCCCCAUCUUAGGUACCACUCCAGCGUUCGGCUCCCGAGCAUGUUAUGAAAAAGUAUCUACAGUGGGUGUUGGACAAACUUGCUCUACACCCCAACUUUCUCACUUGAAAGACACAGUAAGUCUUGCUAGUAAUAGUAAACAAUUCAGUAGUUCAGCUAGCCCACCAAAACUGAAUACCAGCCUGAAUGCAUCAGGUAGGCAAGGGCAAGCUGCCUGUGACCGUGACUCUGGCCCCCAAGCAACACCUCUCUCUGUUGGCUCAUUCACUUCCAAAGAAAAUCAGCUCAGUGGAAAUACAUCCCAGGAGUUACGUAAACAUUCCAUAGAACAGGUACAGUUGUUUCCUUUGUGAAAUUUUCUCUGAAGGAAUGAAAUGUCUUAGUAGUGAAUGUGGACAGCAUGAUUUCUUUACACAUUGGCCCCCUCGGUACUUAAGUAUGUUUUAAUAUGUUUCUUUGAUACGACUUCA
Otolemur garnettii (small-eared galago) is the source of this 2711-nucleotide messenger RNA. RefSeq names its product partner and localizer of BRCA2 (gene PALB2). The transcript has 5 exons. Gene Ontology annotation, molecular function: DNA binding. Gene Ontology annotation, cellular component: nucleoplasm. Lineage: Eukaryota; Metazoa; Chordata; Mammalia; Primates; Galagidae. The record is from RefSeq and is a predicted model, not a curated record. Gene Ontology annotation, biological process: double-strand break repair via homologous recombination. The coding region runs from base 87 to 2594 and encodes 835 amino acids.